Osmia lignaria (orchard mason bee) is the source of this 5629-nucleotide messenger RNA. RefSeq names its product Eag-like K[+] channel (gene Elk). Lineage: Eukaryota; Metazoa; Arthropoda; Insecta; Hymenoptera; Megachilidae. The record is from RefSeq and is a predicted model, not a curated record. Gene Ontology annotation, molecular function: voltage-gated potassium channel activity. Gene Ontology annotation, cellular component: plasma membrane. Gene Ontology annotation, biological process: regulation of membrane potential; potassium ion transmembrane transport.
CAGGAUAGACAGAAUCUCUCCCCUCGGCUCGGUCAGUUACGCGAGUACCAGCAAACGUUCCGCGUGUCUCCCAUUUCCUUCGCCGAUGUCGCGAUAAAACCUCGUAAUCAAUCGUAACGCGGCCAAUUAAACGUUUUUUAACGUGUUCAGUGCGAAAUUGUGAAGCAUCCAAGUCGAAGGAUAGGAAAAUACGGUGCAGUGCUACCGAGAACAAUAUGCCUACGAUGCUCUGCCAGUGAGCUGGAACUUUUUUUUUCUCGAUAAGAUUUUAGCGCCUGACAGCGCGGCGGGGUGGCCCCAAUGCCGGUCAGGAAGGGCCUCCUCGCCCCACAAAAUACUUUCUUAGAUACUAUCGCCACACGUUUCGAUGGAACCCACAGCAACUUUGUGCUGGGAAAUGCGCAGGUUCCGACGAUCUACCCGAUCGUUUAUUGCUCCGAUGGGUUCUGCGAGCUGACAGGAUUCGCGCGAGCGCAAAUUAUGCAGAAAGGUUGCGCUUGCAAGUUCCUGUACGGCCCGGAAACGAAAGAAGAGGAGAAAGCAAUGAUCGACAAGAGCCUCGAGAGCAAGACGGAACUGAAGAUGGAAGUUGUGUUUUAUAAGAAGAGCGGAAGCCCAUUCGAUUGUUUACUCGAUAUUGUUCCGAUCAAGAACGAAAAAGGCGACGUCGUUCUGUUCUUGGCUUCCCACAAGGAUAUCACCCACACGAAGAACCUUCAGCUGUGUGAGUUGCACGAUAGUGAUGCAAACGGUGGUCUCGAUCCCGAGGCACCGCCGGCUAAUUACGGCAGGAGAAGAAGUCGCGCCGUCCUUUAUCAAUUAUCUGGCCAUUACAAACAGGACAAUAAGCACAAAAUUAAAUUGAGCAAUAAUCUUCUGCAUUCCACCGCAGCACCUUUACCAGAAUAUAAAACAACGGGAAUCAAAAAGUCUCAGUUCAUUCUAAGUCACUACGGCGGCUUUAAAUCUUGCUGGGAUUGGUUAAUACUCCUCGCAACGUUUUACGUGGCAAUCGUCGUCCCUUUUAACGCGAGCUUCAUUAACAUCGACAGGCCUACAAUGGUCAGCGACGUUGUCGUCGAGGUCCUUUUUAUAAUCGAUAUCGUUCUGAAUUUUCGAACAACGUACGUAAGCAGAAAAGGCGAAGUCGUCAGCAACAGUAAAAGUAUUGCCGUCAACUACGUAAAGGGCUGGUUUUUUGUCGAUCUGGUCGCCGCUUUGCCCUUUGAUUUUCUUUAUGCCUCUGACGUUUACAGCGGAGAGGAAUCGGGACACGGUAACAUUCAUUUAGUAAAAUUAACAAGGUUGCUAAGACUGGCGCGAUUACUUCAAAAGAUGGAUAGAUAUUCACAGUACAGCGCGGUGAUUUUGACCAUGCUGAUGCUAUUUUUUAUCCUGGUGGCACAUUGGUUGGCCUGUAUUUGGUUUGUUAUCGCAGAGAAAGAAAGAUUAAGAAACGAUAACGAAUGGGACCUCGGCUGGAUUCACACGUUGGCGGAAAGAUUAAAAAUUUCCGUGAAUAAUGUAACGCACGCGGAAAGCUACAUCACAGCGUUGUAUUUUACUUGCAGCAGUUUAACGUCGGUAGGAUUUGGAAACGUUUCGGCCAACACGUUCUCCGAAAAAUUCUUCUCGAUUUGCACGAUGCUCAUUGGCGCUCUGAUGCAUGCCGUGGUGUUCGGUAACGUGACGGCGAUUAUUCAAAGAAUUUACUCUAGAAGAUCGCUGUAUCAAACGAAAUUGCGAGAUCUCAAGGAUUUUUUCGUGCUGCAUCAGAUACCGGAGGAAUUAAAACAACGUAUGCAAGACUACUUCCAAACAAUGUGGUCCCUGAAUCACGGUAUCGAUAUACACGAGACCCUGAAACAAUUUCCCGAGGAACUCAGGGGAGACGUUUCGAUGCAUCUACAUCGUGAGAUAUUAAAUUUACCAAUAUUCGAAGCUGCUUCUCAGGGUUGUCUCAAGUUACUUUCUCUCCGAAUUCGAAAUAAUUUUUGCGCACCUGGCGAAUUUUUGGUUCACAAAGGAGACGCGCUCUCGUACAUCUACUACUUGUGCAACGGUUCCAUGGAGGUCGUGCAAAACAAUAUGGUCGUUGCAAUUUUGGGGAAAGGUGAUCUUGUGGGCUGUGACAUAAACGUUCACCUACAGCAUAGCAGUAAUGGGGGUGGAGCUGGUGGUUCAGGAUCCGAUGUCGUGGUCAAAUCGAGUUGCGACGUGAAAGCGUUAACCUACUGUGAUUUAAAGUGCAUAAACAUGCACGGGCUGGUCGAAGUGCUUCGAUUAUAUCCCGAAUAUCAGCACGAGUUCGCAAACGAUAUACAACACGAUCUUACUUACAAUUUACGAGAAGGAUACGAAGCCGAGCAAGAGUCGGAUAUGAACGGACCAUCGUUAACGCUACCGUCGAUCAGCGAAGACGAUGAAAACGUACCUGAAGAGGGAGAGACCUCGCCUUUAUCGCCACCAAACAAAUCACCUUUGCAUACGUCGAGCCCGAGACACGCUAAAUUUAGGGAUGACUAUCGAGAAACAAGGAGACACGGAAGAGGGGUUUUAGUUCGAGGAAGAGCAGCCCAAAUGAUCGCUCAAGAAUCAGUGGAGGACCAUAUUCGCGGAUCGGUGGAAAGGCUCGACACACAAUUUUCUACGUUACACCAAGACGUUGCUACUCUGAGUAGCGAGGUCAGAAAUGCCAUUCAAGCUCUACAAAUACUAGCAUGUUCGCCACAAAGUAAUCCGAAUUUACCAACUCCUGCGAACCGAGGGAGCGGCGUUUUAGCGAGAAGUUCGUCCCACCCACCGGAUGCUCUAUGCUGGGAUCCUCCUCCGAGGAUGUCCGACGCAUCGACGCAAACCGACUGGCCGGUGGAUUUGUUCGAAUCUUGGGUCCGAGCGAAUCCUCAAAGAGUCCUGAGGAUUCUCGAACUCGACCCAACUACUCUAUCGAGGCAACCUCCGUCUCCGACACCGUCUCCGUCUUCUCCUCCUCCGCCACCAUACGAACCCCUAUCACCUGUGGCAGGUACUCCGCCGCAAUCACCAUCCCCCUCGCCAGGUAAUGAUAAUUUCGUUUUCGGCAAUAAUCACGGAGAACGACACAUUCCUCGUUUGUACAAACCGACGAAUUCUAGCUGGGAUCCGGAGAACAAAUUAUCGCAUCGAUUUAGCGCCGGUGAUGCCGAUAACGCGUCUUUGUAUCAAGCGUUUAGCACUAUGCGCCGACUUCCGGAAUCACGCUCGUUAAAAUUUGAUCCCUUCGAUAGCUGAACAUUUCCAAAAAACAUAUCAGGGUUAUCAGCCUUAGAGCACACCCAACAGACAGAGAAUUUGUAGGCCCGCCACGAUCAAACCAAAGCAAAAUUCGAUGGCUAAAAUUCAUUCGUCAGAUGUACUCUCGCGUUAAUAAAGUUUAUCGCGUCUGUUCAUUUUCUUACACACGCGAAAUAGUUGAACUGUAGUUGAACCUGAUCACUACUUACGAACAAUCAAUAUUACGUGAUGUUGCUCGUUUCGUUUUCUAUCGGUGACUUCGUUAGACUAAUCAAUUGAAAACUAUCUUUAUCUAAAACGUGUUUUCUAAUCGGAUCUUCUAAUUCGAACGCUUGCAAUUCGACUGGUCCGUGUAAAUAUUGGCAACCUAUGUGUCCUCUUGUACGUGCAACGAUGUCACAAAGUUUUUCCAAAAUUUCCUGAACCCGCAGAAAUACGAGAAACGUUCAACGUUUAAUAUCGCGGCAACUUUGUUUGAAUGAAAAGAAAAAACUUUAAAGAUAUCACAAAAGGAAAUUUUAAACUUUAGCGUAGCAAUAACGUGCACAAGAAAUUUCGAUGUAUCCUGUAACGUCCAAGUUAGAUUGUAGUUAUGGUAAAGUAAGUAGCCAUCGUUCGAGCAUUUACUAUCGCAUUAAACACAAGAUUGAUUUCAAACAAUGAAUCACUUAAUCGAUUCGAAAUGAAUGUAUCAUAUUAAAACUGUAUCGCGCGGGUGUGUAUCCAAUUGUAAGUAUCACUUGAAUGGAUUCAAUGUAAAUAGCGUAUCGCUAUCAAAAAUAUGUGAUAAGGCACGGCUUUGGCCAUGCACAACAAUUGUAUUCGUUCAUCUUUCAUCGUCAUUUGUGAAACACUCGGAUCGGUAACAAUAAAAGUUACCUGUGUAAUUAUGAAAUCUAGUACCUAUAGAUGAGAAGGCUGCUUCACAAUUCCGGUCACAGUGCCGUCAGAUCGCGUCAAAUCAAACCUCGGUCAAUAUAAUUUUAAAUGCAAUCCAAUUUUAAACGUGUCGUUAUUGUUGAGUGUGAAAAUUUUUAAUAAAAUCCUGUACUAUGACCGAUCGUGAUCUGAGCUUAUGUUCGACCUCACGUAUGAAGCAGGUUUUAAUGCCUACGUCUCGAUACGUAUAAUUUGGAUACGAAUACGUUGAGAAAACAAUCAUUACAUUGGACGAAUAAUAUUAUUAUCGAAAGACCAACCAUCGUAAAGCACUCGAGUCUAGUCAUAGUAGGAAUCUUACAAUUAGACCAAGUAUUGAUAACGUCAUAAUUUCACAAAUGUCAAUGAAAGCAGCUGUUUUAUAAAUAUUUCAUAUAUUUUGUUAUACUAUUUCUAUGCUCCUCACCUUAUAAUUCAAGCUAAACGUAUUGUAAUAUUAUCUAUUCAACCUGUAUCUCACGUAUUCUACUACUUUUUACACUCUUCGAGUAACUUACAAAAGGGAAACGUUCGUCAUUCUUAACAUACAUAAUAUGGGAAUGUCAGUAAGCACAAAAUGAAACACGUAUGUUUUUAAAGUUGAUGAAUUUCCGAAGAAUGUUGAAAGAUAUAAAAUUAUCAUUCGGUAUACCGAUUCGAUUCGAAAUUAGAGUUAAAAUAAACAGAAACAAAUUAUUAUUCGUGUUAUACGCGUGUUCACGUGCGUGUGUAUUUCUCCCUGUACGAAGUUACAAUUAGUUGAUAAGUUUAUGUCAAGAUGCAAAUGCAUCCUCGAAUUAUCAAAAAUUUAGCUAAACUCGAUGAAAUUUUUUAUCACACACUUUUUUAUCUAAACUAGUUAGAGAAAAACUUCGAAUGAACGGCCUUAAAAUAAAGAUUUAUUUUUUUCACUGUUCUUGAAUAUCACGAUCUAAAUCUAAAUGUUUGACCUAAACCGACGCUAAUGGUCUCCUCUCGAAAAACGUGAUGAGAUCAGAUUACCAAACAUCUUAAAACUACGUACUAAUUGGGAUACGAUACGACAACCAAGGACUAACCGGUCGAAUCGAUUUAAAAAAAUAUUUUAUAACGUUUGUACGUUGUAUUAUCGAACAUGAAUGUAACAAAUUAUCAUUCUUACCUUUCUUUACAGGCGUCGAAUAUCAAAUCUUUUGAUAUCGGUUAAAAAAUACAUAUAAAUAUUGUACAAAUACGAAUAGACGAAUGUAUCAUUCUAAAGCGACAGGAUAUAUUUAUAGUUAACACUGUCAAAGAACGACGAUAUCUUGAAAGUACCAAUGUUAACGAAUGCAUAGUUUAAAAGAAACAAAAGAACAAAAGAAAAUAAUACUUUCGCUGUUAAAACGCGCCUGUUGUACAAACUUUCCAUUGAUGAUUUCAACAAGGAAUAAACAACGGUAACGUUAUUUUAAUGUCA